AUGUUGUCUAUGGCCGAGAAGGAGAUCAACGAAGCCAUCGAGGCCAACGAAUUCAAUGAGGGGAAUGUUCCUGUCCGAUGGGAUGGUGCAUUGCACGGGGCUAGGUUAUAUCUCGCGAUAGCAGGUCUCGCUCUGCCUCUUUUUCUCACUGGUGUCGAGGCAACCAUUGUGAGCACAUCGCUAGUCACCAUCACAGACGAUCUUCAAAAUGCUGGACAGAGCAGUUGGGUUAUCACUUCCUACCUUCUUACCUACACAGGAUUCCUCAUCAUCUGGACAAGCUUUAGUAGCAUCUUUGGAGUGAAGCGAACUCUGCUUACGGCCGUAGCCAUUUUCAUUGCUUUUUCUGGUGGAUGUGCUGGAGCCCAAAGUCUUAGUCAACUAGUCGUGUGUCGCGCAUUCCAGGGCCUUGGUGGUGCUGGAAUCUAUACCUUGACACUGUUCUCAAUUCUCCGAAUCCUUCCGUAUGAGCAAUACGACAAAGCCAGCUCCCUCGCGGGUGGGAUCAUCUCGAUAGGCCUGGUCCUCGGACCUCUGCUCGGCGGUGCCAUUUCCAAUGACGGUAAAUGGCGCUGGGUAUUCCUGAUGAACGUUCCGGCGGGUGCUUUUGGUUGGCUCUUGUUGUACUUCGUUUUGCCGGCUCAUUUCCCCAAUCCCGCACCGGUAGCAAAUGAGGAAUCGACGCCGGCGCAGGUUUGGGUAAACAUGAAGACAGCCAUUCACCAAGUGGAUUUCUUUGGGGCAUUCCUCGUCUUGACUGCCUGCUCAUUCAUUAUUGCUGCCCUUCAAGAAGGGAACUACCAGUACUCGUGGAGCUCAGCACUAGUCAUCAGCUUCUUAGUGAUCUCGGGCAUUGCUUGGAUUGCGUUUAUCGUUUGGCAGUGGUUCAUCUGUCGCCGUGAUCUCAAAAUUAGUCCAAUGUUCCCAUGGAGACUGGCACACAAUCGACUCUUCAUGGGGAUGGCACUUGGAUUUUUCACAACAGGUUUACCGAUGACUGUCUGCGUGAUCAAUAUUCCGCAGAGGUUCCAGAUUGUCAAUGGAAGCUCACCAGUUGGUUCGGGCGUAAAGCUGUUGUCAUUUGCGCUAAGCUGUCUGAUCGGCAUUAUAUCUUGCUCCGUGUUGGCAGGACGGUUGAGAAUGCCGUUUGCCUACAUUGCAUUAAUUGGCCUGGUCAUACAAGUGACCGGCCUUUUUCUCUUUUCGGAGAUCGCUUCCACAACAGAGCUUUGGCUUGGUCAGUUUGGGUACUUGGUCUUGGCUGGACUGGGAACUGGCCUUGGCGUAAGCGCAUUCUAUAUGGCCACCUCCCUCGUGGUGGAAAUCGAAGAUCAGAACGUUGCAUUGGGAAUUGGUAUUCAGCUCCGCAUGUUGGGUGGCGUUCUGGGCAUUGCGGCUUCGAGUGCGAUUCUUUUCCAUUAUAUACAAAGUCGUUUGUCAUCCGCCCUACAACCUGACGAGUUGGCUGCCUUGCUGAAAACCACCGAGGCAAUCAAGACUUUCUCUCCAGCAAGUCAAUUGCAGGUUCGUGAAGUUUAUGCAACUGCAUACAGUAUGCAGAUGAAGAUGUGCGGUGCGUUUUCGGCGGCCCAGAUUUUUGCCGUGGCAAUGAUUUGGAAACGGCAGAAUGUGCGAUACUCCAAGGGCUGA
Messenger RNA from Penicillium salamii, 1650 nucleotides. Lineage: Eukaryota; Fungi; Ascomycota; Eurotiomycetes; Eurotiales; Aspergillaceae. The record is from the annotation of a GenBank genome assembly.